AUGCCAUUCACGAAGGAUGGAUACCCUGCUGAGAAACUUAUACCUCUGAAAGGUGAUCCUGCUCAAGCCAAUGUCAUCCGCGAACUUGGCAUCGAUGUUGUUACGUGUGCAAACAAUCACGGUAUGGAUUUUGGCUUCGAAGGGCUGCGGAUGACUUCCCAGGCCCUUGACACCGUUGGUGUUGCCCACGUUGGCAGUGGAGAGAACGUUUUCGAAGCCUUUGCGCCUGUCGUUAAAACACUGAAUGGUGUGAAAGUGGCAUACAUUGGGGUUACGACCACACUACCGAACGGCGCCGGGGCGGGAAGAUCACGACCUGGACUUGCGGGCGUACGGUUCUUCAGCAAAUUCGUCGUCGACACGGUCACAAUCGAUGAGUCUCCGGGCAUGGCGCCGCAGAUGUUGUACUGGUGGCGAUCCACUGGGGGGGUUCCCUACGGAUGGGUCCAAAACAGUCAAGACGAGAUUGCAACCUAUCAACGGCCUUUGGCUUAUGCUAUGAUCGAUGCAGGCGCAUCUGCGAUAUUUGGGCACCAUCCGCAUGUUGUGCAGGGCGUGGGAUUUUACAAGGGCUCUCCCAUUUUUUAUUCACUGGGAAACUUCAUCUUUAGCAACAGCAUCGUUACUCCCUCCGAUGGGUGGCGGAAGUACCCCCCAUAUAGCUGGAGCAGUCUGCAACAGACUUUGUCCGAUAUCGGGGCUCUUGCCAAAGUUUCCUGGGCAGGAGGAAAGCUGGCGAGCUGCUCUGUCGUUCCGGUAACCCUUGCUGAAGAUGGUGAACCUCUUGAGGCUACGAGCGAAGAUGCUGAGGUGCUAUUAUCCCGAUUGGGCACGCUUUCGAAGGCUUGUGGAAUGGAAUUUGGCCCGAGGAAGCAAGCAAGAGGUUACGAGAUCCUCAUCUCCGAAAAUCUAGAGUGUUAG
Cladophialophora psammophila CBS 110553 is the source of this 921-nucleotide messenger RNA. RefSeq lists its product as uncharacterized. Lineage: Eukaryota; Fungi; Ascomycota; Eurotiomycetes; Chaetothyriales; Herpotrichiellaceae. The coding region runs from base 1 to 921 and encodes 306 amino acids. The record is from RefSeq and is a predicted model, not a curated record. The transcript has 2 exons.